AUGUCUGGGUCCAUUCAGCCAAUCAGUACUGAGUUCGCACCACGUAAAGAGAAUGGUGAUGAAGGAGAGGCUCAAAUUCCUGCAGUUCUUGAGAAUCAGCAACCAACAACUACGACAACAACGAGUGCCGAUAGUCAAUUACUUCAAGCUUCUUCUCCAAUAGUUAUUGGAGGCAACGCAACGACAACGAACACUUCUUCUGAUGUUGAAAAUGAAGACUUUUAUGAACUGGUCACUGAUCUCAACCGUCAAAUUGGAGUGUUGAAAUCCAAGAGAAGUAUUUUCAAAUAUUUGUUGUUUUCAUGUUUUGGCUUAUUCGUUGCAUUGAGCACUGUCUACUUUUUAGUUGGUUUGUGUGUCUAUUUUCUAGUCGAUUUUGGAAAUGUUACCCAAGGACCUCUCUCUUGUCUAUUACUCGAUAAGGAUUGCUAUACGAGACAAGGAAUCGUUGUCUGUAGAGCCAGAGUCAUCUAUUCAUUCAGAGAAUUCCUCACCAUCGAUGAGUAUCCAAGUAAUAGUCCAAUAUGGCCAUCGCAACUCAGAUCUCAAAUGACUUGUUACAAAAAUCAAAAAACAACUCAAAUUGCCCUUCGCCCCCAAAUCGUUUACAAUCCGUCUGGAAUUCUCAUUUCGUCAUGUGUAUUGUUUGCAGUGGCUGGAAUAAGUCUUGGAAUAGUGUUGUCAGUCUUCUCUGCUCUCAAAGCAUCUUCAAAAAAGAAACGUAAAGUUAAAUUCUAUCAACAACAAGCAUCGGAUUGGGUGAAACACACAUCAAAUGAAGCAGGGGCUGAGAACCAGGACGAAACAAAACCAAUUUUGACUGUCACUGCCCACUACAGUGCCACCACUAAUCAAUAA
Naegleria lovaniensis is the source of this 858-nucleotide messenger RNA. RefSeq lists its product as uncharacterized. Lineage: Eukaryota; Heterolobosea; Eutetramitea; Acrasida; Naegleriidae. The transcript has a single exon. The coding region runs from base 1 to 858 and encodes 285 amino acids. The record is from RefSeq and is a predicted model, not a curated record.